Aspergillus homomorphus CBS 101889 is the source of this 1349-nucleotide messenger RNA. RefSeq lists its product as uncharacterized. The transcript has 3 exons. NCBI's taxonomy places the organism in Eukaryota, Fungi, Ascomycota, Eurotiomycetes, Eurotiales, Aspergillaceae. The coding region runs from base 69 to 1301 and encodes 410 amino acids. The record is from RefSeq and is a predicted model, not a curated record.
UUCAAAUCCGAUACACUAUUCUGUCACCACACUCUGCCCUUCCUCUUCGAUCGCGCACUUCUCUCGUCAUGAAGACAUUUUCUCUCCCUCAAGCACUUGGCUCCAUUGCUGUGGCUCUAGCUACCUUCAGCUCUGCCAAAGCUGAGUAUAUUGGUUAUGAAAACCCUCUGGCGACGUUGGAUCAGCGCAGUCUUGAUGCGCUGGCCAUCGAGAUUUACCAGAAUAAUAGCUUCAUUGUCCUCAAGGCCGAGGCAAAUGUGGCCUACCAGACUGCUCACGGCCUGCCUAUUAGCGACGAAGCGUCUUCCACUCUCGAUGCGGCGAUCGAAGAAUUAGUCUUCAGUGCCACUCAAAACGCCGUGAAUAACGAUCCAUACUAUCUGAAGGUCUAUUGGGUCGAUGUACCUGGUGGAAAAUAUUUCUAUGACAACCCGGACUGCAUAUACCGCAUCAUUCCAAUUAGUUCCGAUGUCGACUAUAUGGUGACAGGCUAUCGUCACAAACCUGGACCUACGGACGUCAGCUUCUCUCUGAUUAGCGAUCCAAACUCUCAGAACUUUGUCGCUUACCUAGCAGGCAGUAAUCUGGCUGUCAUCGGCGAUGGCUCCUAUACAAUCACAAACAAUAGCUCCCCUGCCGACGGUCAGACAAAUCAAAUCCAGUUCACCACUCCAGCCAAGCACGAUAUCACCGGCCACAGCGCCAUCAGCACUGCUGGAAUUAUCGCUGACGCCAAAUGGAACUUGCAGGAAGCUAUCGUCGACUACGGCGUGGGCACACUGGGACUCAAGACAACAGUCAGCGCGGUAAACACUCUCUCCACCCCCAGCCAAUCCAGCACACUUGGCACUCCGGCGAGCCAGGACAGUUCGUUCGGGCACUUCAAUCUCACCGAUGACGAGGCUCUCGUGGUCACCCUCACGCCUGGUGCGGCGGACUAUUUUGUCUUCCCUGGGACAAACCCUUGGAUGGUCACUGUCGAUCCCGGGAGCAGCCAGAUCAGUCUUAACAACAAGCAGUCCGUAGCCAACGAGAUUGAGGACUACACGUUCGUCGUCUCUGUCACUGACCCGGGCGUCUACAACGAGGUUAAGACUACUGGUCUACGCGAGGGUACAAUCAUGGUGCGCUGGCAGGGACUGAACCCUUCCUCUUCCUCCACCGAAUCUGUUGCUCUCGAGGUUCAGAAAGUCGAGUUAUCUGACCUGGCAUCCGUCAUUCCCAGCAAGACUCGUUAUGUGACAACCCAAGAACGUGCACUGCAGCUCGCGGAUUGCGUUGCUGGCUAUUCACAGGACUGAAUAUUAAGGGUCUGCUGUUUCUGGCGGUUGUAUCAUCCUUUGUCUAGC